AUGAUUCAAAAUGAUGAAUUUGGAAAAAGCUCGAAGGACAAAAGCCGGAAUUUAGUGAACAAAAGCCUUCUUCUGGCAGAAUAUACAUUCGUGCUUCAAGUUCUUCUUCGGGUCAUUACCUUUGCCUUAAACGGACUUACCUACCGUUGGCUAGACGCAGAUUUCCUUGGACUCGUCAACUUUCGUCUUGCACUUUACUAUUCAACGCUCGUAUUUAUGGCACGUGAGUCUUUCCGCCGUGCUUGUCUUAGUCGUGGUGGGGAGAUACUAUUUGGUAACAGCUCUGCGGCCGAUGCGUGUGCGAAUUGGCGGCGCCUCCUUAAUGUUAUGUGGCUGACAGUUCCUACAGGCGCGCUGGUUUCCUGUGUUCUCUUGCCCAUUUGGAUCUAUCUCUGGCCCUCCCCCUCUGUCGAAUCCGUCACUUCUUCUACGGAGCACCAAUACAUCGUAUCUUGCCUCAUCUACACCUUAUCUGCCAUGCUAGAGUUAAUUACGGAACCGAUGUGGCUUGUUUGUCAGCUUGGCCUCUUUGUGCGAUCGCGUAUUGUGCUGGAAGCUACAGCGAAUAUUGCUCGUGCUGUCGGUGUUGUCGUCGCUGUCUAUUAUGGUCCCGUAGCUACCCAUGGCCUUUACCUGUUGACUUGUCCCCAGAUUCUACACGGAACAACGCUUCUCCUGGGCUACGUAUUCUUUGCUAUUUGGCUUGUUAACCGGACUCAACGGGAACCAGAUGAACCGCUCGACCGGAUUUCCUUAACAAGUGUCUCUGAGCUUCUACCAAACGUUCAUAAGUUCUCGUUGGACUGGUCAUGCCUUUUUCUCUCAUGGAGCUUUUUCCGGCAGGGCAUAUUGAAACAAUUUCUCACCGAAGGUGAACGGUACCUCAUCAGUGCAUUUCAUUUACUCAGUUUUGCAGAUCAAGGUAUUUACGAUUUGGUCAACAAUAUUGGCUCCCUUGCACCACGACUUCUAUUUUACCCUAUUGAGGAGAGCUGCCACCUCCUAUUCUCCCAGUGCAUCCAGCGAGAACUUCCGCCCAAGCAGCAAAAUGAGGUGCUUCUUCGUCAAGCUAUGAAGAUGUUUCGCACAAGCCUCCGGGUAGUGGCGUUGAUCGCUUGGUUAGGCUUCGCCUUCUCCCAAGCUUACUCUCGUCUCCUCCUUUACUUCUACGGGGGGAGUCGACUAGUCAAUGCGAAUCCUGAAGCUGCUAAUCUACUCAGGCUUUUUGCCCUUUAUCUAGUUCUGCUGGCCUGGAAUGGUCCCACAGAAGCUUUCCUUGGCGCCACCAUGACAGCGGAGAACGUCCGCCGACACAGUCGUUGUUUGGCCGGAUUUUCAGUUGUCUUUUUGGGCGCCUCCUGGUGUUUGGUUCCUCUGUGCGGUGCAGCCGGUUUCAUUCUUGCCAAUUGUGUCAAUGUCUUGGCUCGCAUAAUUUACAGCUGCUAUUUCAUCAACCGCUUCGUUGUCAGCGCGGAAGAAAAUCACGAUUAUUCCCCCGAAACCCUUGCGGAGUUGCGUUCCUUCUCCUUAUUGCAACUGAUGUUCCCCUCGCGCCUCCAAACGGUGGUUUUAGUGAUCACUCUUUUCGUCACACUUUUCUCUGAGGUAAUUCCCACUUAA
Mesocestoides corti is the source of this 1620-nucleotide messenger RNA. NCBI's taxonomy places the organism in Eukaryota, Metazoa, Platyhelminthes, Cestoda, Cyclophyllidea, Mesocestoididae. The record is from the annotation of a GenBank genome assembly.